AUUCAUCCCUCGCCGCCUCCGUUCGGUAGGAAGGGUUUGCUGCCGCCUAUCCAGAUCUUCUGAUCCUUCCGUUAAUCGAGUUGUUCGACGAAUGGCGCUCGCCAACGGCACCUCCCUCCUCCCACGCCACCAGCCCCUACCGGCCUCCGCGGACGUAGUCCCCCGGGCUUCCCUCCCGUCCCUCGUCCGUACCGCCCUGCGGAAGGGCUAUCCUCGCCCGAUCUCCGCCGUCCACGCUGCGGAACCCGCCAAGAACCCGGUCAAGACCAAGGAUCUGGUCUCGACCGUGGAGGAGAAGGCCGUGAAAUGGUCGGUGGAGAGCUGGAGGACGAAGAAGGCCCUUCAGUUGCCGGACUACACGGACAAGAUUGAGCUGGAGUCGGUUCUCAAAACUAUCGAGAACUUCCCGCCGAUCGUGUUCGCUGGCGAAGCCCGCCACCUGGAGGAGCACCUCACGGAUGCUGCGCUUGGCAAGGCGUUCGUUCUGAUGGGGGGCGAUUGCGCUGAGAGUUUCAAGGAAUUCAACGCCAACAAUAUUAGGGAUACCUUCCGGAUUCUGCUUCAGAUGGGCGCCGUUCUCAUGUUCGGCGGCCAGAUGCCCAUCGUCAAGGUGGGGAGAAUGGCUGGGCAGUUCGCCAAGCCUAGAUCGGAGCCGUUCGAGGAGAAGAAUGGAGUGAAGCUUCCUAGUUACAGAGGGGACAACAUCAAUGGCGACUCAUUUGACGAGAAAUCGAGAAAUCCAGAUCCUCAGAGGAUGAUCCGAGCCUACUGUCAGUCUGCGGCGACGCUCAACCUUCUCCGGGCGUUUGCCACCGGUGGCUAUGCUGCCAUGCAACGUGUUACCCAGUGGAAUCUCGAUUUCACCGAGCACAGCGAGCAGGGUGACAGGUAUCAGGAAUUGGCCCACCGGGUGGAUGAGGCCUUAGGGUUCAUGGCCGCCGCUGGACUCACCAUGGACCAUCCCAUCAUGACCACAACCGAGUUCUGGACCUCCCAUGAGUGCCUUCUCCUUCCCUAUGAGCAGGCUCUCACUCGCGAGGACUCUACUUCAGGUCUCUUCUAUGACUGCUCCGCCCAUUUCCUCUGGGUGGGAGAACGUACCCGACAACUCGAUGGUGCGCACAUCGAGUUCCUCCGUGGGGUUGCCAAUCCCCUCGGCAUCAAGGUGAGUGAUAAGAUGGACCCCAAGGAGCUGGUGAAACUGAUUGAGAUCUUGAACCCCCUCAAUAAACCCGGGAGGAUCACCAUUAUAACAAGGAUGGGAGCAGAUAAAAUGAGGGUGAAGCUCCCUCAUCUGAUCCGCGCUGUUCGAGGAGCUGGUCAGAUUGUAACCUGGGUCAGUGAUCCCAUGCACGGCAACACCAUCAAGGCCCCUUGUGGCCUCAAAACUCGACCUUUUGACUCAAUUCUGGCCGAAGUCCGGGCAUUCUUUGAUGUCCACGAGCAAGAAGGAAGCCAUCCUGGAGGCGUGCACCUGGAGAUGACCGGGCAAAAUGUGACCGAGUGCAUUGGUGGAUCGCGCACUGUCACUUUUGAUGACCUGUCUUCGCGCUACCACACCCACUGUGACCCGAGGCUGAAUGCUUCCCAGUCACUUGAGCUGGCAUUCAUCAUCGCUGAGAGACUGCGAAAGAGAAGGAUCGCUGCUAAGUCCCUCAAUCCGCUCAAGCAGUUGGACUCUUGGCCUAGCCUGUGAUGUGGGAAUCGGAUGUAUAUUUUUUUUUUGUCUCAGUUGGAGGUGUGGUCUCACUAGGAGAUGGUCAACUUGUUAUUUACUAUGAGCGUUUGUAGUAUUUAUCUAAACCUAAAGUUAAGCUUGUUCUGUCAUGGAAAUAAAAGGGCAAAAGAUUGCAUGUUGUGUGCAAGUUGCAAA
Zingiber officinale is the source of this 1873-nucleotide messenger RNA. RefSeq names its product phospho-2-dehydro-3-deoxyheptonate aldolase 2, chloroplastic-like. Bases 92 to 1696 code for a protein of 534 amino acids. Gene Ontology annotation, molecular function: 3-deoxy-7-phosphoheptulonate synthase activity. The record is from RefSeq and is a predicted model, not a curated record. The transcript is spliced from 5 exons. NCBI's taxonomy places the organism in Eukaryota, Viridiplantae, Streptophyta, Magnoliopsida, Zingiberales, Zingiberaceae. Gene Ontology annotation, biological process: aromatic amino acid biosynthetic process.